AUGUUUCGUGAUAAAAAACCAACAGCACGAAAUAAUUUAGAAGCACUGAAAAAUGAAAUUGAAAUAGACGAACAUAAAAUUCCGAUAAGUGAAGUUUAUCGAAGAUAUGGAACAAGUCCUGCUAUGGGUCUUAGUGAAGAACGAGCAAAAGUAAUACUUGAACGUGAUGGUCCAAAUGAUUUAACACCAGUACGAACAACACCAGAAAUUGUUCGUUUAGCAAAAAAUAUGUUUGGUGGUUUUGCAAUGCUUUUAUGGGUUGGUGCUUUUUUAUGUUUUGUUGCACAUUUUCUUGAAUUAUAUACAUUAGAAGAUCCACAAUAUGAUAAUAUGUAUUUAGGAAUAGCAUUAGCUAGUGUUAUUAUUAUAACAGGAUUUUUUUCUUAUCAUCAGCAAGCUAAAAGUUCAAAAAUAAUGGAAUCAUUUAAAUAUUUAGUUCCACAAGCAGCUUGUGUUGUUCGACAUGGAAAAUCAAGAAAUAUUCUUCCAGAACAUCUUGUUAUUGGAGAUAUUAUUGAAAUACGUCGUGGUGAUCGUAUACCUGCUGAUAUUCGAAUAAUUCGUGCAAAUGGUCUUAAAGUUGAUAAUUCAUCAUUAACAGGUGAAUCAGAACCACAAUCACGUGGAAUUGAAUAUACAAAUGAAGAUCCAUUAGAAACAAGAAAUUUAGCUUUUUUUGGAACAUUUGCUGUUGAAGGUUCAUGUAUUGGAAUUAUUAUUCGUACAGGUGAUAAAACAUUUAUUGGACGCAUUGCAAAUUUAACUGCUGGAGUUGAAUCUGGUAAAACUCCAAUAGCAACUGAAAUAAAUCAUUUUAUUCGUAUAAUAACAAUAAUUGCUGUUGUUGUUGGUGUUAUUUUUUGUAUUUGUUCCCUUUCUCUUGGUUAUACAUAUGUUGAAGCCGUUGUUUUUCUUAUUAGUAUUAUUGUUGCUCAAGUACCUGAAGGUCUUUUGGCAACAGUCACUGUUUGUUUAACAUUAACUGCUCAACGAAUGGCACGAAAGAAUUGUUUUGUAAAAAAUUUGGAAGCAAUUGAAACACUUGGUUCAACAACAGUGAUUUGUUCAGAUAAAACAGGAACAUUAACACAAAAUCAAAUGACUGUUGCACAUAUGUGGUUGGAUAAUCAUAUUAUUGAUGCAGAUAUUGAUGCGUUUCAAUCAAAAUCCAAUUAUACAAGAUUUUCUCAUUGUUGGACAGCAUUAACACGAUGUGCUAUGUUAUGUAAUACAGCUAUAUUUAAAAAUGAUCCAAUCAAUAUUUCAAAACCAGUUGUUCAACGACAAUGUGAAGGAGAUGCAAGUGAAACAGCUAUUCUCAAAUGUAUGGAAGCUGCUGUUGGUAGCGUGCAACAUUAUCGUUUAACUAAUCCAAAAAUCUGUGAAGUUCAAUUUUCCUCAUCAAAUCGUUAUCAAUUUUCAAUUCAUUCAACAAGUGAUAAUGAUGAUCGAUAUUUACUUGUUAUGAAAGGUGCACCAGAAAAAAUUCUUAAAAAUUGUUCAACUAUAUUUGUUGAUGGUGUUGAAAUUGGAUUUAAUGAAUAUUGGAAAAGAGAAUAUCAAAAAGCAUUUAAAGAAUUAAGUAAUCUUGGUGAACGUGUUCUUGCUUUUGCUGAUUAUCGUUUACCAAAAGAACAAUAUCCACGAGAAUAUUCAUUUGAUUGUGAUACAAUUAAUUUUCAUGUUAAUCCAUAUUAUGAAAAUUUUAAUUUUCCAACAACUGGUCUAAGAUUUUUAGGAUUAAUUUCAUUAAUUGAUCCACCACGUGUUAAUGUUGCACAAGCUGUUAAUAAAUGUCGUACAGCUGGUAUUCGUAUAAUAAUGGUAACAGGUGAUCAUCCAUUAACAGCUGCUGCUAUUGCACGUGCAACUGGAAUUAUAACAGAUAAUAGUCCAACUGAAAAACUUAUGGAUAAUGUUAAUGAUAAAAAUGCUCGAUCAUGUGUUUUACAUGGAAAUGCAUUAAAAUCAUUAAGUAAACAACAAUUAGAUGAUGUGAUUAAAUAUCAUGAAGAAAUUGUUUUUGCACGUACAAGUCCACAACAAAAAUUAAUUAUUGUUGAAAGUUGUCAAAGAUUAGGUGAAAUUGUUGCUGUUACUGGUGAUGGUGUUAAUGAUUCACCUGCAUUAAAAAAAGCUGAUAUUGGUAUUGCUAUGGGUAUUACAGGAUCAGAUGUUAGUAAACAAGCAUCGGAUAUGAUUUUACUUGAUGAUAAUUUUGCAUCAAUUAUAACUGGAAUUGAAGAAGGAAGAAUUAUUUUUGAUAAUUUAAAAAAAUCCAUUUGUUAUACAUUAUCAUCAAAAAUUCCGGAAUUAGCACCAUUUUUAUUUUAUAUGAUUUUUGAAAUUCCAUUACCACUUGGAACAAUUGCUAUUUUAUGUAUUGAUUUGGGUACAGAUAUGCUUCCAGCUAUAUCUUUAGCAUAUGAAAGAGCUGAAUCAGAUAUCAUGCUACGACCACCAAGAGAUGCAAAAAAAGAACAUCUUGCAACUGAUCGAUUAAUGUGGAUGAGUUAUGGUCAAUUAGGAAUGAUUCAAGCUGGUGGAGGAUUUUUUGUUUAUACAAUUGUUAUGGCUGAAAAUGGUUUUUUACCAUCGAGAUUAUUAGGUUUAAGAAAAUCAUGGGAUUCAAGAGCAGUUAAUGAUCUGGAAGAUUCUUAUGGACAAGAAUGGUCUUAUGAACAACGAAAAGCAUUAGAAGAUACAUGUCAUACAGCUUUCUUUGUAACUGUUGUUAUUGUUCAAUGGACUGUUCUAUUAUGUUGUAAAUCUCGACGAAAUUCUCUUUUUCAACAAGGAAUGUCAAAUCAAGUUUUAAAUAUGAGUAUUAUCUUUGAAACUGUACUUGCUAUAAUUAUAUCUUAUACACCAUAUAUAAAUCGUGGUCUAAUGAUGUAUCCAUUGAAAUUACAUUGGUGGUUUUUACCAUUACCAUUUACGUUACUUGUUUUUGUCUAUGAUGAAUGGCGAAAAUUUAUGGCUAGAAAAUUUCCUGGAUCAUUUAUUGAUCGAGAAACUUCUUAUUGA
Molecule: messenger RNA, 3027 nt
Organism: Adineta steineri
Lineage: Eukaryota; Metazoa; Rotifera; Eurotatoria; Adinetida; Adinetidae
Source: the annotation of a GenBank genome assembly